AUGGAACAUGAUUUUGAUUAUAGUCACAAUCCACCAAGUAAUAAUAUUUCAUUUAAAAUUCGACUCAGAAAUAUUAAUCCGUUAUACGAAAAUAUUUUACGGGAAUGGUAUUCGGUCAAUACGAAUCUAAUCGAGAUUAAUGACGUAGCUAUAUGGAACUCAGAGAAAGGAAUCACUAAAAUGGUUACAAAUUCUCUUUACGAAAGAAGAUAUAAUUUACAGAAUUUAAUUAUGAGAGCUAAUAUUCUUAAGAAAAAUGAUGAAUUAGACGGUAUAGUCGGUAAAAUAUUAAAAGAACUUUGUGUUACUCUUAAUUUUAAUUACGAUAUUGCCUCGAAAAAAGAAUAUAGAAAUGGAAUUCAACAAAGAGACUUGGUUUUUUAUAUUACCAAUGACAGAUUGAAUGUCGUUGACUUUACGCUUCCUCUUGUUAUCUCCAAAAGCUGUUUUUUCAUUCGUAAACUAGAAACAUUUACGGUUAAAUGGUCAUCUUAUUUUCUAACUUCCACUCAUUUUGUUUGGAUUUCUAUAAUUCAACUAUUAACUGCUGUGUCUAUCUUACUGAAUUUUUUCAAAUUAAAAACUGAAGUCAAUCGUAAAAUAGGAUAUUUAUUGAUCGAUAAUUUUUUGGAGAUUGGUGGUAUAUUUUAUCAACAAGAACUUGUAGGUUUGAUUCAAUGUUUCUUGAUUCAUGUUUUAUUUGAUUUUUUUAAUAGUUAUAUUUGUACAAAGUAUUCCUCUGAUGUAGAUUUUUAUAAAAACUUCAUUCAACAUGGUACUUAUCAAUUUUCCAUCUUUCGUGCUCCAGCUUAUUAUGAUAAGUUUUUGUUAAUAUUUAUAUCUUUGAAUAGAGGUACAUUCAUCAAUGAACGUGUUAAAUCCUGUAAAGCUCGUAAUUUUCCAAUUCGAGAAUCGGCGAGUAUUUUAGAAGCAUAA
Messenger RNA from Vespa mandarinia (Asian giant hornet), 936 nucleotides. RefSeq lists its product as uncharacterized. The record is from RefSeq and is a predicted model, not a curated record. Lineage: Eukaryota; Metazoa; Arthropoda; Insecta; Hymenoptera; Vespidae.